AUGCCGGUCCAAAAGAGAAUCGGAGAAACGCUCGUUGCUGCUAGUGGUGGGAAAAAGAGAUUAAUAACUGACUUUUUUGCAAAGAAAUCGACUACUACUAAACAUGUUGACGUGAUCGAGAAGAAAACUGAAGAGCUUCAACAAGAGGACGUAAAAGUGGAGGGAACAACGAAAGUGGUUUUGGAAACAGAUUCUUCAAAUCAAUAUGGGGCAUUCUGUUCACAGUUUAAAUUUAAUAAGCAAGCCUGGGUCGAUUCGUUAACACCAAGACAGCGCGAGCUCCUUGACUUGGAGAUCAACACGCUUCAUAUUACUUGGCUAGCUGCUCUUCAUCAAACCCUAACUAAGCCUUACUUCCUCCAAUUGAAGGAUUUCGUAAUAGCCGAACAGCUGAAAAAGACCAUAUUCCCACCAAAUGAUCAAAUAUAUUCUUGGUCACAGUAUACUCCACUCCCAGAUAUAAAAUGUCUUGUAUUGGGGCAAGAUCCGUAUCACAAUUUUAACCAAGCGCAUGGACUAGCUUUUUCAGUAGUAGAACCAACAAGACCACCACCGUCGCUCGUAAAUAUAUAUAAGACAUUGAAAAAUGACUUUCCAAGUUUCGAAAUUCCCGACUACAACAAGUUAUCUAAACAGGGUACGCCCAGCGGUGGGAACCUUUCGCUGUGGGCCAAGCAAGGUGUGUUGAUGCUCAAUACUUGUUUGACAGUAGAAGCUCACAAGGCAAAUAGUCAUGCUAAACGCGGGUGGGAGCAGUUCACAGAGGAAGUAUUAAAGGCAGCCUUUGUAUAUCAUAGUAAGGCUAAUGGAUUUGUAAUUAUGGGCUGGGGUACGCCAGCCCAAAAGAGAAUUGAAAAGAUUGGGUUCAACAAAAGUUCCAGUUUCCUUAUAUUGAACACCGUUCACCCUCUGCCAUUGUCAGCCCACAGAGGAUUUUUCUCUUCAGGAGUGUUCAAAAAAUGUAAUGAAUGGUUGGCUGAAAAUGGAGGUGAGAAGCUAAACUGGGGGAUUCUUGAGGGUAAUAUCGUUAAAGAGUAA
Molecule: messenger RNA, 1038 nt
Organism: Dujonia railenensis
Lineage: Eukaryota; Fungi; Ascomycota; Pichiomycetes; Serinales; Debaryomycetaceae
Source: the annotation of a GenBank genome assembly